UUCUUUGGCUCAGAUGAACUGAUUUAAAACAUUUUACCUUUACACUGUUGUAGCAUCAUAAAAUGUAAUCUAUAGUAACAUAAUUUUCAUGUCUGAAAUCAAUAGGUGACCAGAGGCCACCCUCCAGGUGCAACUUAUCAUAUAAUUAUCGUAAAUAAAAUGCAAAAAAAAAAAUAAAAGGAUGAUAUUCCUGGUUCAAUUUCACAGCAUUGUAUUUAUCACAUUCUCGUAUUUGGGGAAAUGUAGGGGGAUGCAGAUAACAGUGAAUUAUCAUUUUUAAAAUUAAACUAUUUUUGCUAAGAAAUGAUGAUAUGUAAAUGAUCAAUAAUGACUCGCUCAAUAUUCAGUAUCCUUUGGUAGUGUGCAAUAUACAUUUUCUGCAUUGUACUUUCACUUUUAUGUGGGACUAUAUUUACAGCGUUGUAAACUGUGUAGAAAAUGGGGUAACCCAGGGUCAUACUAGAAUGGGAUGACCCUGGUUCCUACUAUCCUUCUGCAGAUAACGUCGAGUGCGCGAGACAUUUGAGGAGUUCCGAUUAUCUCUGUCUCCCGACUAUGUAUUUCCUUCGUAGUGAUUGGUGAAAAAUAGAUGAAGUGAAAAUUUCACUUACCAUAUUUUCAUUGGUUUAAAUGCUAUUUUAUGUAAGGGUGAUAGGUUGGUGCUAAUCUUUCACGUACAACUUAUCAAUUUUACAACAUUUCCAACCUUUAAAAAAGAUGAGAAGCAAUCUUGUCUAACUUUAUUGACUUUUUGAUUUGUUUAAACUAACAUUAUUAUACCAAAUGUGACUGACAUUUUAAUUGUUUGAUAAAAGUUAAAUCCAUGCUCGCAUUAUCAUAUGAUAAAAGUAUAGAAAGUGUAUUCAUUUCUAUUUGUUAAAGUUGAAACCAAUAAAAUAUAUAGGUCAUUGCACUUUUCAAAAUGCGAGACAUACGUACAUAAACAGAACUAUAUACCAAAGUCAGAUAAUUGCAUUUUCCUCAAACAGCAUCAUCAAAAUUUCACAAAAACUGGCUAUAACGAUAUAAUAGUAUUCAUAACAAAUUUGGCUACAUGGACUACAUAAAGAAAUCAAUGAAAACAGAUUUAUUGCCCUUGGGUUCAAUAUUUUCAAACAUGUUGAUUAUCCAUUUUGAAGAUUUUUUACAACAAGUAUAUGAAAAGACUCCAACAAGAUUUUUGUUUCUAUCAUGCAUAAAUCUAAAUAAAUAAAAUGAAAAUUCAAACUUUAAUGAAGUCUCAUGGGUGUGGAACUACUUUAAACCAGUUUUCAGAGCAUUAUUUUAUUUUUAUAUUCCAUUUUAAUGUAACACUAAUGUAUUUUGUUGAAAACAUGUCGUUGAAAUCCGUCAGUUUCAGGAAUAUGUGCAUCUAUUUCAAUGUAUCUUAUUUUCCUAUAUUUCUUUAUAACGUGAAGACGGAAGGCUUAAUUCAAAGCUAUAUCUGUAUUUACAUUCUUCUUUCAUUUCUGUCGGAAUUCCCAGACGUUGAAAUAAACGAACUAUAUUUGUCAAGAUUCAUCCACGAACUAUUUGCAACUGCAAAGUUUUCAUGAGAAAAUGGCUAUCAUUACAGUUUGUAAAGCUAUCAAAGGAAAAAUAAAAUAAAAUAUGGAAAUAUAAAUAUUUAGAAAUGUUUCUUCUGUUUCCAUGUUUAAAUAAAAUAUAUUACAAUAUUUGUGUGCUUCCUUGGAAAUAGCCGGAGUGCUUAAAAACUUAAAGUCCGAUUUGAUGUUUUGCAUCAAAAUAGCACUUCCACUUAAAAACAAGGAUUGUGAAAUGAUGUGACUUUGACCAAUGUUAAAUUUCAACCUAAUUGAUUAGAUCGGGAAGUUAUUACAAUCAAACUGAAGUACACUUGAGAAGUUUAGGACUUGUAUCCUCUUCUCUUUAAUUGUGUCUAUUUAAGGAUAGUAUAAAUUUCCUUGUCACGAACAUGUAUUACAUUAAUUUCAGUCAAAUGUGUUCCACUUUGUAACUUAUUGAAUUACGAAACAAGUCCACUCUAUCUAUCUAUUAUAGGUAUCCACGAAUGUACUAUUUAUCUAUCUAUUAUAGGUAUCUACGAAUGUACUAUUUAUCUUGUUAUAUCUCAUCUUCAUCGAAGGGGAAAAUAUUAAAUUUGUUAUUCUGAUUUCUUCUUCCGCUUUCUCGUGACAGCGACCCCUGACAAUGGCAUUAUCACCAUAAGGCGAUGGGUCUCACAUCAAAGACCCGUUUGUGACCUAAACAUUUCACCUCAAGUCGUACAUCUUCCUUUACUUCAUAUGGAAAUUUAGGCUCUGCUUUUUUUUUGGCAUAGGAUGCUUUAUCGUCAUAAGUCGCGUACCUUUGUGGCAUACCUACAUGUAUGACCUUGACUACAGACCAAAUUAUUGAUUAUUUGGUCGUUGGGAGUACCUAUUGCUAUCAUUGUCCGUCCGUCGUUAGCCGUAAAGUAUUCAGACUUCUUAUACAAAAAUGUUGUGAAUUUCGCGGACCUUCUUUCAAGGCCCCAGGGGUUAGGUUAUGGCCUAUUAAAACAGUGAAAUCUUUAAAAUGUUUCUAAAACUGCAUAACGAGAAUAACGGAUUCUACAGAAAUCCUGAAUUUUACGGUGACUGGAUUAGGGGUUCAGGUUAUAAUAUAAGCAUCAGUUAGUAAAUAUGUCCGAAAUCUUUAAAAAUAUUUGAGAAAAAAUAUAUUGAUAUUGUGAAGUGUUUGACACCCCAGUCAGGGUUUACGGUCCAACGAUGUCUCUUAUGAAACUGAUCCAAUGUCAUUUGGCAGGGAGCAGGGUUACUAGUAAAACAUAUUUUCGGUUACUACUUUGAAUGGACAAAUAGUAGAAGCUUAUUUUUGGCACAGAGGUUACUUAUGACCAGACAAUGUGUUAUGACCUUGACCCAAUGCCCUCUAACCAGGGUCAAUGCUAGAUUAAUUGAUUGUUUAUGGUUUUACGCCGUUUUGGCAUUAUUUCCGCCAUUUUAUGACGGUGAAAAUGCUAGAAAUAUUCGUUCAAGCCGUAUAUGCAAGUUUGUAAAAGAGGAACAUUGAAUAUUCAUACUUCUUGGAACAAACCUGUUUAUGACCAAAUGAAGAGUUACAUUGUACAGUCAAUAAAUUUGUAAUAGAGAAUCAAGAGGAGCUGACUUGGCAAGGUUUACAAUGUAAAACUUAUACGGUACCAAUUUUGUUGCACCAGAUGCGCAUUUCGACAAAUAAUGUCUCUUCAGUGAUGCUCAACCGAAAUGUUUGAAAUCCGAAAUAACUAUGAAGUAUUAGAGCUAAAUAUAGCCAAAAACAGCGUGCCAAAAAGUGAAGCCAAAUUCGUCCAAGGAUAAGAGCUAUGCAUGAGGGAGAUAAUCCUUAAUUUUGAAAUGAAUUUUAUAACAGCAGUUAAAUAUACAUCCGUAUUUUCAAGCUAGUAACGAAGUACUUAGCUACUGGGCUGUAGAGACCACAUGCAUUGUCAUGAAUCAUGGUCUUAUCCUGCACGUAGACACUUGCCGGACGUAAAAGUCAUCAGGUAAGCAUUUGUAAGAGGCAUUAACUUAGUAAUGAACAGACAGAACCUGAACCGUGCUCAUUUUCCCAAGAUCUAGCCUCCACCCCUCCAAAACGUUAACUAUUCAUUCAGGCAUAUUUGUGAUGGAAACCAUCAGAAAAAAAAUGGAGAACUGCUUGUUCUCAGAGUUUAAGUGAUGCACUCUUAAAGUCAUCGUCGAAAACCACGGUUUUGAGUCCACACACGCUCCCUCGAUGAAGUAGAGAAUCGUUUAGAAGCAUUCGUGGGUAAUCGAUGAUGUCUCAAAGUAUCAAUAUCCAACACUAAUGAGUUUAUGCAAUACUUUGAUGACCAUUACGACCCAUGUACCUAUUUUUGUGAAAAUGAUUUACAUAUGUAACUUCAAGAGUUUAACAUUUGAUUAUAAUGCGCUGUAACUGAUAGUUACAGCGAAUUUAGAUAAAUUAGUUUAUGGUUAAGUUACGUGUUACGGUUAAAAUUAUCCUAUAACCAAGGUAGAUCACUCGAUGGAAAACGCUUCGUCGAGUGCGGGAGUCCCGGGUGUGAUACCAGACUGAGAGAGACCCAGAUUGUGAAAAUAAGUAGUGAGUGAUCCCUCAUAAAGUACUCUCCAUUAGAAGUGAAAGUCGCGGCUCUUUGGAGAAGAGACCUUUAAGACCGAGGUCACGUGUCACGGUAGGCGUUGACGAGGUCACGUCUCAUGGUAGGCGUUGAAGGUCACGUGUCACGGUAGGCGUUGAUAAGGUCACGUGUCAUGGUAGGCGUUGAUGAGGUCACGGUAGGCGUUGAUAAGGUCACGUGUCACGGUAGGCGUUGAUGAGGUCACGUGUCACGGUAGGCGUUGAUGAGGUCACGUUUCGCGGUAGGCGUUGACACGGCAGAGAUCCUUUAUCGUCAGACGGCCCAGUGAAUGAGAGCCCAAAUCUUUACAAUGCUGGAAUUUUAAUCCUAGAUAAUUUUGAGUAUAGUCUGGAAACAGUCUGAGGUUUAUUGAAUACUAUUAAUAGUAAAUUAAAUAUUGAUACACGUAUAAGGGAAACAAUUUGGGUUUAUAUUAUGCAUUAAAUAAAUGUUUUACUUCCUUUUCAUGCCUAGAUCCAACAUUAGUAUCGUAUUAAGCAAUGUCGGAAAUAUUUCGUUUGCUGCACAAAAUAAAUGUUUCCUGAAUCACAAUCACGCGGGCGUCGUUAAUUAUCAGUUUCGUCAUAUCAUUAUUAUAAUGGUGUUAAAGAUGAACCGAUCAACAUUUCUCGUGGCAAUUGUCAUCAGUGUGUUGACAUACAAUGAAUGUACGAGCUCAGUCAUAGAGAUUGGUGAUACUGACAUUGGAGACAGAGACAGUUCAGAGUAUCAUUGCGUGUGUUCUGGAGAACAAUGCAGUUGCUGCCGUAAUGUGACCCUCAGGGCUUUCAAGACGAAGCACCAAAUUUGCAGCAAAUUCCAGUACGAUAAAACCAAGCAGAGUUUUGCGACCAAAAUUGAAAUUGACAAGAAAACUGAAAUUGACGAGAAUGUUUCAGCCAACAGCACAAAACCAGUGUGUAAGGAGAUUAAGUUUGGAGAAAAUACAACAAAUGUUUGUUUCCAUUUCCGCAACGUUAAUGUCAGCGGCAACAGUGUUUCCGGCUGCGUGCGGCUCACAAUCUCUGUUCAGAAAAAGAAGCAGACGGUCAAUUUGGGAUGCUUCAAAUUCUCUGUUACGGUGGAGUUCAACUCACCUCAAAAGAAUUCAAAGAAUCAUAAACUAGUAAAGAUUUGGCAGAGAGAAAUGCUUGUCAGGUUUUUCCACAUCGGUCCAGAGGAGAAGCUCUUCAUAUAAUACACCCAGUGAACAUUUUCUACAGGGUUUCUAUUUAUACUUUUUGAACAUAAUGUAUGGGUGUAUUGCAUACCCGUCCAUUUGACUUUUGUAUUAGACUGAUCCUGCGAACUAUCGUCUCUCUUUUAUAAGUUAUAAGGAUAUUUAUUCAUUAUUGAUUCAUUGAACAUAUAUAUGUUUGACCAUCUA
Messenger RNA from Ostrea edulis (European flat oyster), 5516 nucleotides. RefSeq lists its product as uncharacterized. The transcript is spliced from 4 exons. Lineage: Eukaryota; Metazoa; Mollusca; Bivalvia; Ostreida; Ostreidae. The record is from RefSeq and is a predicted model, not a curated record. Bases 4578 to 5327 code for a protein of 249 amino acids.